Messenger RNA from Neolamprologus brichardi, 967 nucleotides. RefSeq names its product sterile alpha motif domain containing 12 (gene samd12). Gene Ontology annotation, cellular component: cytoplasmic side of plasma membrane. Gene Ontology annotation, molecular function: protein binding. The record is from RefSeq and is a predicted model, not a curated record. Lineage: Eukaryota; Metazoa; Chordata; Actinopteri; Cichliformes; Cichlidae. Gene Ontology annotation, biological process: cell surface receptor protein tyrosine kinase signaling pathway.
AACGCGCAGCCUCUUUCUGUAUUUACAUUGUGGCUGCCUGCGCGCCUCGACGUUGCUCUGCGAUUGGAGCCCCGGUUAACAGGUCUGCGACCGAGGAUCGCCGAAGUCCUUUGACACGGUCGCCUCGGCAUUUUCUCUGGGGGAUCCUGAAUCACUUUUAUGAGAGAACAUUAAGAUAAACCCAUCUCUGCUAGGAUUUAUUCACGGGUCUUUUUCGUGAUGCAACAGCGCGCCGUGUGAGCGCUCAACCUGUUCCACAAGAACAGUCUCUUAGAGGCUGGUCGCCUGUCAGCAGGUGGUGUGGCAUGUGGACAGGGGUGGUCACCUGCCUCUCCCCGUGAGUGUCAAUACACAGUUAGUUAAGGUGCUCGCUCCGGACGUUUGAGGUGAGGGAAGUGGCAGUCAGUGAGUCACAAUGCUCGGCCAGUCUCCUCACCUUAUCGGAGGCAUCCUGUGGAUCCAGAAUCCAAUGAGAGCUGUUCACUGCAACCUGAGCCAGAAUGGCAUCGACCACCAGAUGUGCCAGGAGAAUAUGACGUCGCAGCUGGAGGAAGAGGAAGAGUCUGUGGACGUGGGGUCUGUCCUGCUGGAUGACGACAGCCCAAGCUAUCAGGAUGUCAGCCCUCCUAGGUACCAGCGGCGCUCCCCGCCACACCGAUCUGUCUCAGAGUCUGAGCUGACCCGGACAGGAUAUGUGAAGCUGUCCAAGCCAGUGGCCCUGUGGACCCAACAGGACGUGUGCAAAUGGCUGAAGAAACACUGUCCCAAUCAGCACCAGAUCUACAGCGAUUCGUUCAAACAGCACGACAUCACAGGGCGGGCUCUGAUGAGAUUGACGGACAGAAAGCUGGAACGAAUGGGCAUCAUGCAGGAAGCGCAGAGGCAGCACAUCCUGCAACAGGUCCUGCAGCUUCGUGUCCGGGAGGAAGUCCGGACUCUUCAACUUCUCACACAAGGUAACUUUUAG